Molecule: messenger RNA, 1998 nt
Organism: Styela clava
Lineage: Eukaryota; Metazoa; Chordata; Ascidiacea; Stolidobranchia; Styelidae
Source: RefSeq, a predicted model, not a curated record
AUGCCAUAUGUUAUCAAACCGACACCAUGUGGAUACUCAGGUCGAUAUCUCCGAUUGACCCCAGAAUUUGUGAGGUUUGGCGGAAAGGCAUCGGAAAUGGGCAAGAUGGGAUCGCCCGAAAAAAUCUUAGUCAGACAAUGGGCUAAAUUACGUUGGGGAGUGUAUGACGAAAUUCCUCUCGACGACUCAGAGUCGAACUUUUAUAGACACACCGACUUAGAGGUUCAUCCGAUUGCUUGCUCGGCUGCUAUUACAGGUAAAAUAAUAAAAUUGGACAAUCCGGAAGUACCGUGUAGUAAAGAGGAAGCUCUUGUAAACAAGAAUUGUACAUUUAAGCCUGACUCUACGCCGUCGAAGACUGUAACUUCCAGAAAAACUUCUUUUGAUGAAACCGUCGGAAUUACAGGAUUCGCCUCAUUAAUGUACAGUCCUGAUUUGAGUUACGUCGAUCAUUUCUGUGACACUGUAGAAGAAUCAGAACAAGAAGUGCCCGAAGAACAACAGCAUAAUGCAGAAGCACCCACGUUACAUAAUUUGCAUUGUCAAGGAAAAAGUGUAUGGGAAGUAAUAAGAACUCAUCCAGACUUUGCGAACGGAAAUAACCCCCCACUUCCAGAAAGUUCUAUUCCUCCACCGAUUGAAUUCAGCCUAUUAAAAAAUCCGGGACAGGAGGAUGUUCUCGUUCUCGACAUUUCGUCUAGUAUUGAAGUUUUUCAAUCGAAUGAAUUAAUGAGACAAGCAGCAAGUCAAUUCAUUGAUACCGUACCGGAAAACUCUUGGAUCGGGAUUGUUACAUUUGCAGCAGAAGGAACGGUGAUGUCAGAACUCAUCAGAGUUUCAUCAAACGACGUGAGAAGGUUAUUAAAAGAACGUCUUCCCAAUUUUCUUGUCCCCGGGACCAGUAUCGGUAGCGGUAUUAAACUUGCACUGCAAGUUUUAAAAUCAUCUGGUCCAAAGCAUAUGAGAAAAUCGGGUGGAAGUAUGCUUGUUUUGAGUGAUGGAAAAGAACACAACAGUCCAAAGAUCAAUGACACAUUGUUGGAAGUUAUUGAUUUUGGAGUUCGCGUUACAACAAUUGCUUUUGGUGCACAAGUAGCAGACGAUUUGGAUGUUUUAGCCGAAGUGACUGGAGGUUCUGCAUAUUUUGCGAGCUCAGGGGAGUUUAGCGACAAUAGUGAGUUACGUGAUGCAUUCCUGGCAACGAUUGACAAUCCAGAAGAUGACAUGGUUGUUGUUUCAAGUCAGUCGAUACGAUUGAAAGCUAAUUCGUCCGAAGGUCACACUUUCAUUAUAGAUGAAACAAUCGGAAGAGAAACUAGGAUUACCAUGCUUUACACCGACACCGUAGCACCUAAGAUCGGACUGGAAAAUCCUUGGGGUGAUGUAAUGUGGGAAGACGAUGAUAUGUUUGAUACGAACAUUACAGCUGAGUUUUCUUCAGAUGAAAAUUUUUCAACAAAAACCAUUCAAUACUUUGGAUACAUGGAGCCUGGAACGUGGACGCUUCUGUUGAAAAACCAGAGGUUGCAAAACAGUGUUACUGCUGACAUCUCGGUUUUCUCCCAUCCCGCAGAAGAACAGGAAAGUUUGGUUCUCUCACCAGCAUUACUUUGUAGGAUAAUAAAUUACAGUGGAAGCGAAAGCAUUGUCAUUUAUGCACAUCUGAGUUAUGGUGAGUUUGCUGUUCUCGAUGCAACAGUGGAAGCUGUUGUGACUCGGCCUUUAUCACUGGCUGGCAGUUAUGAUACGGCCACCGUUGAAUUGAAGGACGAUGGUCGUGGUGCUGAUGUUAUUGCAAAUGAUGGAAUAUAUUCAGGAUAUUUUACUAGAUUCACAUUGCAAGGAAGAUACAACGUCAAGGUUAAUGCCGCCGGAGACGGAGAUAAGGCGCGACUUGACAUUAAUCAUAUUCUUGGUCUGGGACGUCGAAAAAAUGAACUUGGUAAAGUUGAUACAAAAAGAUGUUUUACAAAAUAUGGGGAACAAAGAAGAGAAUAA